Molecule: messenger RNA, 1087 nt
Organism: Camellia sinensis
Lineage: Eukaryota; Viridiplantae; Streptophyta; Magnoliopsida; Ericales; Theaceae
Source: RefSeq, a predicted model, not a curated record
CCAUUCUCUUCUCUCCCCAGAAGAUCUGUUCUCUCCCCUCUCUCUCUACACAUUUGGUUCAACAAAACACUUCACAUUCAUAGAUAUAAAUUUGUUUGUAAUUGAUUUUGUGAUGAUGAUGUGCACACAAAAUGAUUUCGAUGCGGACUUUGCUCUACUCGAGUCGAUUAGUCGCCAAUUGCUCAGCAAUGACUCCGAAUCGAAUUCAUGGAACAGCUUGUUCACUUGUUUGGGUGACAAUUGGGGCGAAUUGCCUCUCAAAGAGAACGAUUCCGAGGACAUGCUCGUCUACGGCCUCCUCAACGAGGCGGCGACCGUCGGCUGGCUUCCCUCCCUCACGGCAGCCACCACCACCUCCGCAACCGUGAAAUUGGAGCCCCAAAUCUGUAAUUUUGGAUCGCCGCCGCUGCCGGUGGUGCCGUCGAAGGGGAAGCAUUACAGGGGAGUGAGGCAGAGACCGUGGGGGAAGUUCGCGGCUGAGAUUAGGGAUCCGACGAAGAACGGUGCUAGGGUUUGGCUCGGGACGUUCGAGACGGCGGAGGAUGCCGCUGUGGCAUAUGAUAGGGCGGCAUACCGCAUGCGUGGGUCACGUGCUCUGCUUAAUUUUCCCCUCCGGAUUAAUUCGGGUGAGCCGGAGCCGGUUCGGGUCACGUCAAAAAGGUCGGCGGUGGCAACGGCGGAGAGUCGGUCGCCGAAGAGGAGGAGGAAGGUGGUGGAGACGGCGAUGAUUGAACCUAAGGUGGAAGUAUAGGGAGUGGAUUGGAGGGUGGGGAAGAUUUGCCGAUUCCACGUGGCGAACAUCUGUUGGUUAGUGGUUGCUGAUUGUACAAUCUGUAUUGGACAAUGCGUAUGCGAGACUGGAUUUUGGAUGGAUGGACAAUGGUGAUCAUGAAACUUUCCCACAAAUUUGUACAUGUUUUUGGGUUUAAAAAAAAAGAAAAAGAAAAAAAAAAAUAUGAGAUUAGGGAACUGUUUGUUGUGUGAAUAUAUAAGAUUUAUUAAUGUUUGAUUUUUAUUUUAUUUUCUUCAAUGGGAUCUGUAAAACAUUUGGUUCUCAUGAACAUAAAUCAAUUUCGAAUGUCUCAAA